This is a messenger RNA of Anopheles stephensi (Asian malaria mosquito), 1205 nucleotides long. Its product is annotated as dynein light chain 1, axonemal-like. The coding region runs from base 284 to 850 and encodes 188 amino acids. The transcript has 3 exons. Lineage: Eukaryota; Metazoa; Arthropoda; Insecta; Diptera; Culicidae. Gene Ontology annotation, cellular component: cytoplasm. Gene Ontology annotation, molecular function: protein kinase binding. The record is from RefSeq and is a predicted model, not a curated record.
GAGGUAUGUCCCAUUGCGAUGGACAUUGAAGCAAGCAAUUAAUUAAUCGCUUCCCACGCCAGUGAUUUCUUACGAAAAAAUAGAACUCCUCCCGAGUAGGCGACGACGAUUGUUGGUAGUGGUGUUGCUUGACAAGCUGGUGGUGGUGAUAUCCCGCACACCGGAUGUUAAUGUAGCGUAUCCUUCGCCACCGUGAAGGCAGCUGCUUAGUAGACUUUGGAAGAUUUGAAGUUUGUCGACGAACCGUUGCUGCGGCUGCUGCUGAUGUUGUUAUCAGCACGAGAUGGCCCGUUCCACCACGAUUAAAGACGCAUUGAAGCGUUGGCAGGAAGAACACGAUGGGCAGGAUCCGGUAGAAGCACUCGACAUACAGCUACAGUUCCGUUGGCCACCGAUUGAGAAGAUGGAUGGUACCCUCGGGACGCUGGUGAACUGUCAGAAGUUAAGCCUGUCAUCAAAUAUGAUUGAAAAAAUUGCCGGUCUGAAUGGGAUGAAAAACUUGCGAAUACUUGCACUGGGCCGUAACUACAUCAAAUCACUUAGUGGUAUCGAGCUGGUAGGCGACACGCUGGAAGAACUUUGGAUUAGCUACAACCUGAUCGACAAACUGAAAGGGGUGGAAAGUUUGCGCAAGCUGAAAGUGCUGUACAUGGCGAACAAUUCGGUACGUGACUGGGGCGAGCUGGCCAAGCUGCAAGCCAUCGCCGGUACGCUCGAAGAUCUGGUGUUUGCCGGUAACCCGCUGGUGGAAAACUUGGACGAGGCGGCGUACGUGCGGGAAGUGACGAAGCGGUUACCCACACUGAAGAAGCUUGACGGUGUGCCGAUGCUGACGGAGGACGAGGACUAGCGUGUUGUGUGGUGUCCUUGCGGUAUGGCAGUGAGGUGUUUAAUCCUUUGCUGUGUUCACAAAGCGGCCCAUUUAGAAAGCGCCCGCAGGAUACGCUCGCUCGUCCUCGUCGACGACUUCGGCUGUCGGCGGUGUAACGAUUUCAUGGUGGAAUAUUUGAAUUUAUAAAGGAACCGAGAAUGUGGGACAGUAGCGCAGUGUAGCAUCACACUUGUGUUGUUUUUCUGUUGGAAUUCUUUCGGGUGGUCCAUGAAGCUGAGCAUGAGAUGAAAUGGAUUUCCAUGAAAUGCAUGCGGUGCAGCGACACGCUCUGCAUUGGGUGUAAACAACUUUCAAGCGUUGCAGCUACAUUUUC